Messenger RNA from Parasteatoda tepidariorum (common house spider), 1550 nucleotides. RefSeq lists its product as uncharacterized. Lineage: Eukaryota; Metazoa; Arthropoda; Arachnida; Araneae; Theridiidae. The record is from RefSeq and is a predicted model, not a curated record.
GAGUUUCUGUUUCCAGUUUUCUUAUCUUCACAACUGGAGAUAUAAAAAGCACUGUUGCGCAGCGUAAAAUAAAUGAUGAAAGCUUGUCUCCGAUUACGUUGCUGAACUAGAAUUUUUUUUAAAUAUUUAUUCGAAGUAGAGUUCGCUCUGAUAUUUAUUCUAAAUCAGUGCUGUUUGUUCGAAAAUCAUGAGUUUCUUCGGUGAGCACCCACCAAUUAACGCUUUGUCGAAUUUCGACAUUGAAUUGCAGUAUUUUUAUAGUGAGCUUCUUUCAGCGAUGUUGAAAAACGAGAAAUUAAAGAAAACUGUUCUUAAAUCUCUAGGUAAAGACAGAAUCAGGCAUAUUCGGAAAAUUAGUUCCAAGGUUUCUCUUCAAUAUACUGCCUAUAUAUCCCGUUAUGGUCCGUGCUAUACAUCGGCACUAGCGAAUUAUAUGUUGCGUAUGGUUAAAGACAAUCCUUUUAUUUUUCGAGAUGCUCUUUGGAAAAGGUGCGUAAAUAUCUGCUGUUUCGGAAAUGCUGUUUCGGAAAUUGUUGCCAUCUGUAAAAUAUUCAGCCUGGCUCAAGACGGAUUCUGGGAAUGUUCUCGGAAACCCCUAAAAAUAAAUGUGACAAUUGCUGGUAAAACUCUUCACCACACGAAGGCUACCACAAAUACCUUACAACUAUUGUUAAAAAUGAACAAUAUUUUGGACACUUCAAAGAUGGUCGUUAGUGUUCAACAUGUCAACGCGAAUCCUGCUAAGCUCUUAAAAAGUUCAUUAGUGAAAGUUCUGAAAGAGGCAGAUUUGGUUACAAUGGUGAAAUACGUAUCCACAAAUCGAGUUGGAACAGUUAUGGAGCAAUUCAUAUGGGAAGUAGCUGAUAAUAUGAAGAUAGGUGGCACUCUAUUUUUCUUGGAUACUGGCAUGAUUCAACAGUGUAAGCUACUUCAAAAAGUGCUUGAGCCUUUGAAUGACUUUAAGAAUAUUUACGGGCCAAACAAUAUAGAACCUUUUUGUAUCAGCAUAAAAUCUGUUCAAAAAUCUGUAGAACUUUUUUGGUCCAGGUUCCAAGGUAACAUUUGCCUUACUGGUUGCAUUGUCAAUUCCUGCGCUUGGAUGAAGUCGGAAUCAACACCCGCUGAGAAGGAAACUGGAUUUACGAAGAAGAAUUCCAAAUUGUCUCGCAAAACAAUGAUGGAAAAGGUUAGAAAAGCUAAGGAAGAAUGGUGCCAAAAUAUGCAAAAAAGCCAGAAAGCUUUAGAAGAGUAUCACCGACAAGUUCGCCAAAUUAUGCCCAAUAAAAACAGUUUAAAAGAAGACGAUUUUUGCUUCUUUUUAGAUUACCCAAAACAUAAUGAAACCAUUUUAUUCAAAAGUAAAUCGAAAAGUAGAAGAGUUUAUCUUGAUGAUAGAGCAGAUUUUUCUGUCGCAUGAUUGACUAUUGUACUAUUUUUCUUAUCACGAUAGUAUUUAGUGGUAAAUUGUUUUUAAACAUAAAUUUCUAUUUGUAAUGAAUUAUAUUGUAAAUAUGAAGAAUGCCUUGUUAUAAAUGAAAUAAAUAUUUAUU